Messenger RNA from Linderina pennispora, 1480 nucleotides. RefSeq names its product PIG-U-domain-containing protein. Gene Ontology annotation, cellular component: membrane; GPI-anchor transamidase complex. The coding region runs from base 46 to 1362 and encodes 438 amino acids. The record is from RefSeq and is a predicted model, not a curated record. NCBI's taxonomy places the organism in Eukaryota, Fungi, Kickxellomycota, Kickxellomycetes, Kickxellales, Kickxellaceae. The transcript has a single exon. Gene Ontology annotation, biological process: attachment of GPI anchor to protein; protein localization to cell surface.
AUCUUUCGCUUUUCGCCUCGAAUUUGUACAGUAUUCCUUUUCGCAAUGACCGAAGAAAAACAGAGUGCACCUCGGGCUUCAGAACAGACGAAGCCGAACAUAGAGCUAGCAGCGCGCCGAGAGCAAGGCAAGCUGAUCAAGGUUCUGCUGGCAGGAAGUGCGCUGCGGUUAAUUAUCAUGCUGCUGUUCCCGCAAUUUGUCGAGCAGCAUUUGGCUGGACGCGUCGAGCUGUCGACGCCAGUCACCAGCUACAAGCGGCUGGUCGAGGGACUGUAUCUGAGCAGCCAUGGGGUCUCGCCGUUCGAUGGGGGUGUGUUCCACCAGUCGCCGCUUCUGCUGCUGCUGUUCAAAAUCCCGUACUACCUGCCAGAGAUCGUUACGAACUUGGUCUUCAUUCUGGCUGAUGCUGCAGUUGCUCUUGUUCUGGCCAAAAUCACAGGUGCACGCCACUCGCUCCCGCAGUUCUCGCAGCGCGCCGGUGUCCCGGGCGAGCAGGCGUUUGCGUGUCCGCCAUCAGUGGUUGCAAUGCUGUAUCUGUUCAACCCGCUGAUGAUCGGGACAACUGUGGUCAAAUCGACGAUUGUAUUCAGCCAUCUCGCAGUUGUGCUGGCGCUGUAUAUGGGCAUGCACGGAAAAAUCAAUGCCUCGGUAGGCUGGGCAGCAGUGGCCGCACAUCUAUCGCUGUAUCCGGCAAUGCUGGUCGUGCCAAUUGCGCUGAUGGCGGGCAAGCGCCAAAUGCUCCGCUCAGCAGUUGUGCAGACUGUGGCCAAGUUCGCCGUAGCGGUUUUGGCCCUACACGUGGCAUUUACCAUGGCGUUUGGCAAGCAGUAUUUUUUGGCGACCUUUGACUUCACGCUGCGGGUGGCCGACUUGCAGCCGAACGUCGGCCUGUUCUGGUACUUCUUCAUCGAGAUCUUCGACGAGUUUCGGUCUUUCUUCUUUGUCGUUUUCCAGCUGACAGCACUUGCAUUUGCGGUGCCCGUAUCAUGGCGGUUCCGGCGCGAGCCCGUGUUUGGCGCCAUCAUGCUGGUGGGCGUGAUCAGCGCAUUGAAGGCAUAUCCGUCGUGGGGCGAUUUGGCGCUGUUCCUGGGUCUGCUGCCGGUGUAUGAGGAGUUGUUCAAAUACCUGCAGUACUCGUUCCUGUUUGGAAACCUGCUGAUGUACGGGAUUGGUCUUGCACCAGUAUUUUGGCACCUGUGGAUCGAGCAGGGCAGUGGCAAUGCCAAUUUCUUCUAUGCAGCAACGCUGGUUUAUGAGUUUGGACAAAUUACCAUGCUGUUUGACUUUGGCAGCGCCAUGCUUCGCCGCGAACUGGAUAUCAGCGAGCCCGAGACCCGUACCCACGCAGUGAUUCAAGAGUAGUGGUUGGUUUGCAAGAUUCGUCCUAUUCCUUCAUCAUAUCCGUACAUGAGGCACAGUUCACUAUUAUUAGCGGUCGUUUAAACGCUGUUUUGCUUGAUAUCGUCAAGUACGAAUCUGC